This is a messenger RNA of Cylicocyclus nassatus, 491 nucleotides long. Lineage: Eukaryota; Metazoa; Nematoda; Chromadorea; Rhabditida; Strongylidae. The record is from the annotation of a GenBank genome assembly.
UUUUCAGAUAUGAGGUCUGUUAUGUUAUUUAUGCUUGUGUUGUAUGCGCUAACAGCUCUCAGUGAUGCUUUUCGAACGCAAAGUGUAGCAGUGAAGGGAAAGUUGAUGUGUGGUGACCAACCAGCAGCAAACGUCCAUGUAAAAUUAUAUGAUGAAGAUCACGGUGAUCCUGAUGAUGUGUUGGAUAAUACGUAUACUAAAGCUGAUGGAUUAUUCAGUUUGAGCGGUUUCGCUUCCGAAAUCACGCCAAUCGAUCCAGAAUUACGAAUAUAUCACGACUGCAAUGAUAAUGGGAGGCCUUGUCAUAGAGAAUGGGUCAUUCGGAUUCCAAGCAAAUACAUUUACUUGGGUUCAGAGCCCUCAGAGCCUAUGGAUUUGGGAACAAUGAAUCUAGAAGUUGAGCUAGAAAGCGAACUUCAGGAAUGUAAAGAAGAAUGAAGUGGUUUUAUAAAUGUGAUUUGUAAACUUGUAUAAAAUAAAUUCUUGCACAC